Molecule: messenger RNA, 596 nt
Organism: Zychaea mexicana
Lineage: Eukaryota; Fungi; Mucoromycota; Mucoromycetes; Mucorales; Lichtheimiaceae
Exons: 1
Coding region: 341-526 (61 amino acids)
Source: RefSeq, a predicted model, not a curated record
UUCUUCUCUCUUGGAUACCUACUUUUACACUAUCACUACAAUUUUAACAUCUUUUUUUGUGGCUUUUUUUUAUACAUGUCCUAUUUUCAUAUCAUACACAGACUUCAAGAAACAUAAUUAGCAAGCUUAGUCAUAGCAUCAAUUGCGAGCAAGUACUGUUCCCAAUAAUGGGAAUGCGAAAAUUACGCAAGCCCAUGCUAUGUUCAUAAAAGAGGGCCGACAUACAUCACAUUACGCAAAGGAGCCAACUUGGUGAGAUAUGCAUCCUUAAUUAGCAAGGAAUAUAGUAUCGUCGUGCAACAUCCGUCAUCGCGCAAAAAAAAAAGAAAAGUUCUUUUCCAUGACAAUCGCGAUAUUGAAGAUUGACGUCAAAAGAAGGUUUUCAAUAGUCAAUCAGUCAUACUUUGAUAGACUACAUUGCGAUCAUCUCAGAGAGCAACAAGAUGCGGGAUUUUAUGUGCUCAUUAAUGGCCUGGACCACGGCGACAGCACUACUUUGAGACUUCAUAAUUACACUUACAUUUAACUUUAGCGUAUAACAACGCUACAUACGUUUAACAAUUUACUGGAUAUAUUCCAUGUGCAUGAGAGAGUUU